ACAAAAAGCACUGGCAGCGCCCCGUGGCUGGCAAGUAUCUUUCCGGGGCUGCAUGAGCAACAAGAAAGCGAUGCUGGCGGUGAAGGACCAAGGUGCAUUAGUGCCUGGCUGACCGCCUCCCGAGCGAGUGUCGGGAAGGCUUGCCUGUCUCCGACACGCCGAUGGGCAGCUAGCAGGAGGCAGCCAAGGGACGAUGAUGAGGUGGUCACCCUCAAAGAAAGACAGCGGCCUGGCCUUACCACCACCACCACACCACCACCAUCAUCACCACCACCUCAUCAUCCAUCCUUCUCGGUUCCUUUGGAUCUCUGAUGAUACUGUCUGCUUCUUCUUAUCCCCCUUAUCGGGAUGAUUAUCUGCCGAAUGGAACACGGGGCGGUGCUGUAAUGGCUGGAACACCCUAUCGUCGCUUGUUCUGGGCGGGUGUGGUGUAUCGGUGGAACCUGAGAGAGGGAGCCAGUUAGGGGGCAGAGGAAGGUUGGAAAAGGUUAUCUAGUACCAGGAUUUGGGAUGGAGAUGUUGCACCAUUGGAGGUGAUGGUCUCGACAUUUGCAGAACAGUUAUCUAUCUCCAUCACUAUGCUUUAGUUCGGUUAAUCACUAGAGUAGUAUACAAUACAGACAGACAGCCAGCUACAGAUACAGACACAAUCUCGAACAAAACAACCAUAGACAACUCCAAGUAACUAUAAUGAGAC
This is a messenger RNA of Aspergillus costaricaensis CBS 115574, 697 nucleotides long. RefSeq lists its product as uncharacterized. The coding region runs from base 194 to 352 and encodes 52 amino acids. NCBI's taxonomy places the organism in Eukaryota, Fungi, Ascomycota, Eurotiomycetes, Eurotiales, Aspergillaceae. The transcript has 4 exons. The record is from RefSeq and is a predicted model, not a curated record.